AUGUCCGAAUAUGGUGCUCCUGGAGGUUUGAAUGAUGACCUCUCGCUACCGAAGGCCACGGUGCAGAAGAUAAUCAGCGAGAUUCUCCCAAACGAGUUCACCUUCACCAAAGAUGCCAGAGAGGCUUUGAUAGAGUGUUGCAUAGAGUUCAUCAUGAUGUUGUCUACAGAAUCGAACGAUAUCGCGGAAAAGGAAUCAAAAAAGACCAUAUCCACAGAUCAUGUGAUAAAUGCGUUAAAUGAACUGGGGUUCGUUGACUACGUUCCACACAUAGAGAAGCUUCUCUCAGAGCAUAAGGAAAUCUCCAAGGGCAAAGAUAGAAGAAACAACAAAUUUCAGAAUAGCGGGCUUUCUGAAGAGGAGUUGCUCAAACAACAAGAGGAGUUGUUCAGAGCUAGCAGAAAUAGGCUACAGCAAAACCAGGUGCCCGUCAAGGAUGAGAACGAUACCGACUAA
Molecule: messenger RNA, 456 nt
Organism: Kuraishia capsulata CBS 1993
Lineage: Eukaryota; Fungi; Ascomycota; Pichiomycetes; Pichiales; Pichiaceae
Exons: 1
Coding region: 1-456 (151 amino acids)
Biological process (GO): RNA polymerase II preinitiation complex assembly; negative regulation of transcription by RNA polymerase II; positive regulation of transcription by RNA polymerase II
Cellular component (GO): negative cofactor 2 complex
Molecular function (GO): general transcription initiation factor activity; core promoter sequence-specific DNA binding; protein heterodimerization activity
Source: RefSeq, a predicted model, not a curated record